This is a messenger RNA of Folsomia candida, 2530 nucleotides long. It is a transcript of the gene Rab35, whose product is annotated as ras-related protein Rab-35. Gene Ontology annotation, biological process: endocytic recycling. The transcript is spliced from 7 exons. The record is from RefSeq and is a predicted model, not a curated record. Lineage: Eukaryota; Metazoa; Arthropoda; Collembola; Entomobryomorpha; Isotomidae. Gene Ontology annotation, molecular function: GTP binding; GTPase activity. Gene Ontology annotation, cellular component: endosome membrane; plasma membrane. Bases 499 to 1134 code for a protein of 211 amino acids.
UACAAAGGUGAAAACCAGCAGAGAGUUCAAUAUCCAGUCUCCAAUCUCCCUUUUUUGAGGGAGAAAGUAGUCGGCCGUCAGUCAGUCAGUUCUCAAUUCGUGGGUAGGAAGGAGCGAGCAGAGUUCAGUCUCGAAAAAAUCAGGAUGUCAAGAUUUUAAUUUUGAGUUUCUCAAAAUAUUUUCUAAAUUCGUAGUCGGGGCAGCUCCCCCCACAGUAAAUCCCCACCAGAGGCUAGUUAGUUUGUGGUGAGAGUCGCCACUCCCCCAAAAUCUUCUUUUUUCAUCGUGAGGUCAUCGUCUGAUCAGUUUUUCUCCGCCGUCCGUCUCUUGGCUGGUGCGUACGUGCUGUGAUAAGUAGUUGACCCUGCUGCUGUUUUCUGCUGAUGCUGCGACAAGGAGGAGAAUAAUAGCAGAUUAGUAGAUAUAGUCGGAAGAAACAGGGAGCUUUCAAUCAACUUUGUUAGAUUAUAAAAUUUAUUUACGUAACACUAACCAAAAAUGGCUACACGAAUGGGAGGACAGUCCAAGGAGUAUGACCACCUUUUCAAACUUCUAAUCAUCGGAGACAGUGGAGUUGGAAAGAGUGCCCUCCUUGUGAGAUUUGCUGACAAUGUUUUUUCUACAAACUACAUUACCACUAUCGGCGUGGACUUCAAAAUCAGAACUCUUGUCGUGAAUGGAGAGCGUGUGAAAUUGCAAAUUUGGGACACGGCCGGGCAGGAACGAUUCCGAACAAUCACGUCGACAUACUACCGUGGAACACAUGGGGUGAUCAUUGUUUACGAUGUGACCAAUGGAGAGUCCUUCGCCAAUGUGAAGCGCUGGCUGCAUGAAAUUGAACAAAAUUGCGAUUUGGUCAAUAAAGUCCUCGUUGGCAACAAGAAUGAUGACCCAUCAAAGAAAGUCGUGCUUACGUCAGAUGCACAACGAUACGCAGAUCAAAUGCAGAUCCAGUUGUUUGAGACCAGUGCGAAGGACAAUAUCAAUGUCGAGGAGAUGUUUAUGGCCAUCACCCAGCAAGUCUUGCACUCAAAAAAAAUGCAGCAAAGGUCAGACGAGCGCAGUAACGACCACACAGUUCAAUUAGGAGGCAAUCCUGGAGGCAAACCUCACAAGAAGAAACAAUGUUGCUAAUCAAUUUACCACCGGCUUACUUUCCAAAACUUCAAUAUUAUGCUUCCAUUACCUGUUAAAAAUUUCCAGUCUUCCGCUCGCCUGUAUUGUUUCGAUUCUUAGAACACAUAUUAUGCAUACACACUGAAUUAGAGUGAUUUAUUAUGAAUGCUGCACGCGCUGAAUGGAUAGGUAUAGUAGAUAUUUAUUAUUUGAACAGUCCAUCAAAUAAAUAUAUACCUCUAUUUUACAAUUUCCUAAUUUUUUAUGUUGUUCUGUUACCAAUUUUAUUUACUUAUUUCUGCUGUUAUAUACAUAUAUAUAUGCGAUCGUAAUUUUGCCUAUUAUUUUAACCCAUAUUGAUUUUAUCCCCCACUCAUAACGUUUUUUACUUAUAAUAUCUGUCCCACCAAGUCCGCUAAAAAUGAGUAAGCUUUAGUUACUCGGAGAUUUUAUUAAAUGAAAGGGAAAUAUUUAGAAGGAGCCGCUCCCCAGUAAAAUUGUUUCGAGAGGUGCAAUAUCUGGAAAAGACAUUUACUUUAAAUAACAUAACAUGACGAAAUGCAAAUAUGUAUGUUUAUUCAAAAGACAUGCAAACAUUUGUCCGUAUUAACCCGAAAUUUUAUAUUCAGUUCUGUGUGGCAUAACCCGGUUGCGCUACGCCAAAGAAAUUGGAGAAUUGCUCAGGCCACGAAGAAAUGAAUAUAAAAUAAUCUUAUUGACGCUAUUUAGUAACUUUAUUCCGCUGUAAGAUUAUAGUUAGUGAAAUUUUAUGCGCUGCUGUGCUCUUGUAAAGAAACUGAACGCUACUUGCUGCACAUUUUAAAUAUCUGCCUUCUUUAUUAUUAAAUAAAAAUCAGCAAAAAUGCACUUGAUAAUGAUGGAUCUAAUUACAAACUAAAGUAUUUUAUUCAAAAUUGUACUGACUGACCAGCAAAUUUUAUUUUCCUAUCAGGCUAAAAUUGGAGCCAAAAACUGAGUAUUUUCUUAACAGUAGUAUAUAAAAAAACUACUCAUUCCACGAAAAUUCAGCAGAUUCCAAAUUUUCCAGGAAUAAAAUAAUGUGGAAAUACAGUUAGUAGUCAUUUUUAUAGACAUCAGUUAUUGUUAUAAUUUUAUAGUUGAUAAUUAUAAUUAAAAACACGAUAAACAUGAAAUAUUACUAUGCAGAACUUGUCACAGACUGGACUUUUUGAGAUUGGUCGAGUAUAUAUCUAAUUAAAUAAUCAACAUAUUUAACAUGAGUUCAAGACUUGCUUGACAGAUUUAUUAAGACCACAUAAAAAAGAAAUAUUGUUACACAGAUUUUGUAUGAAAUUGUUAUUAGAAAUUGUUACCCUACAUACAAUAUGAGCAAGAGAUUGAUCUCGAUUUAUUUCGUGUCUAGUUGAAAAAAUGCCAAUCAAAGAAAUAAAAA